Molecule: messenger RNA, 1124 nt
Organism: Alosa sapidissima (American shad)
Lineage: Eukaryota; Metazoa; Chordata; Actinopteri; Clupeiformes; Clupeidae
Gene: rab14l
Product: RAB14, member RAS oncogene family, like
Exons: 6
Coding region: 163-735 (190 amino acids)
Cellular component (GO): Golgi apparatus
Molecular function (GO): GTPase activity; GTP binding
Source: RefSeq, a predicted model, not a curated record
UGCCCUUUGUCCCAGAAGCCCAUUGUAUACGACAGAGGAAACCCUGUGCAGUAGGGGCCGCCAUCUUGGAUAGGCAGUCUCUCCAGCCCAGGAUAACCUGCAGAUCCCUUUAGAAACCUCAAGACAUUAAACAUAUAAAACGCGAAACACACGAGAGCCACAAUGGCCACCGCACCGUACAACUAUUCCUACAUUUUCAAAUACAUCAUCAUUGGGGACAUGGGGGUAGGAAAGUCAUGUUUGCUUCAUCAGUUCACAGAAAAGAAAUUCAUGGCGGACUGCCCCCACACGAUUGGCGUGGAGUUUGGCACGAGGAUAAUCGAGGUGAGCGGGCAGAAGAUCAAGCUGCAGAUCUGGGACACGGCGGGUCAGGAGCGCUUCAGGGCCGUCACACGCAGCUACUACAGGGGAGCCGCCGGGGCGCUUAUGGUCUACGACAUUACCAGGUACACACACACGCAUAUGCAUAUAGAGCUCAACAGUCCCGUCCCCCUUCCAGGAAGGCUUACGGUCCGGAAUUCUGCAGGUCUGCUGUUUUUGGAAGCGAGUGCAAAAACGGGCGAGAAUGUGGAGGACGCCUUCCUUGAAGCGGCCAAGAAGAUCUACCAGAACAUUCAGGACGGCAGUCUGGACCUAAACGCGGCCGAGUCGGGUGUCCAGCACAAGCCCUCGGCGCCACAGGGCGGCCGGCUAACCAGUGAGCCGCAGCCCCAGAGGGAAGGCUGCGGCUGCUAAUGACCAAUCACCCAGUCCAGCUUCCCCUGCCCCGCCAACAUACACCACCCAACCAACCACCAAACCACCAACUUAUCCUUUACACACAGACACACAGACACACACACACACACACACACACACACACACACGUAAACACGGUCACAAACACAAGCUCACAGAAAGGCAGUCCUCUUCAAAAACACACACACACACACUCAAGAUGCAAACACUCACGUCCAUGUUGUCCUCCCCGCGUCCUCUUGCUCGGAGCUUGUGGGUUGCUUGGGUAACAGAGGGAGAUGGGAACUAGGGAUGACUUGAUGAGGGCUGGGUGGGCAAUCUUUUCUCCUCCACCCCCCCCCCCCCCCCCCCCCCCUCCUCUCUCUCUCUCUCUCUCUCUCUCUCUC